AGUAACUUCUUGCAGGAAAGUUUUUACCUUUGAAGACAAUGUUAGGACCAAGAUAUGAUGAACAGGUUGCUGAAGAAAACCGCUUUCACCCAAGUAUGUUGUCCAACUACUUAAAGAGUCUGAAGGUUAAAAUGGGUUUGCUGGUGGACUUGACCAAUACCACAAGAUUCUAUGAUAGGAAUGAUAUAGAGAAAGAGGGGAUUAAAUAUAUAAAACUUCAAUGUAAAGGGCAUGGUGAGUGCCCUACACCUGAGAAUACAGAAACAUUUAUCCGCGUAUGUGAACACUUUAGUGAUAAGAAUCCCUCAGAGCUUAUAGGUGUCCACUGCACACAUGGCUUCAAUAGAACUGGAUUUCUGAUCUGUGCCUUUUUGGUGGAGAAGUUGGACUGGAGUGUUGAGGCAGCUGUGGCUACUUUUGCUCAGGCUAGACCACCAGGUAUUUAUAAAGGUGACUAUUUGAAGGAAUUAUUUCGUCGCUAUGGAGAUGAAGAUGAUGCACCAUCACCACCUGAGCUACCAGAAUGGUGUUUUGAUGAAGAUGAAGAGGAGGAUGAUGAUAAUGGUAAAACAGGAGGCCAAGAAUCAGAACCUGGGUCAUCAAGCUCUUCCUAUGGUAAAAGGAGAAAAGAACGCCUAAAACUGGGUGCAAUUUUCUUGGAAGGAGUAACAGUUAGAUGUGUGACCCAGGUGACAACGCAACCAAAGUUAGGAGGGAUACAGCAAAAAUGUCAGCAGUUCUGUGGAUGGGAAGGGUCUGGAUUCCCGGGAGCACAGCCUGUUUCCAUGGACAAGCAAAAUAUUAAAUUUUUAGAGCAGAAGCCAUACAAAGUUAGCUGGAAAGCAGAUGGCACUCGGUACAUGAUGCUGAUUGAUGGCAAGAAUGAAGUUUAUAUGAUUGAUAGAGAUAAUUCAAUUUUUCAUGUAUCUAAUCUGGAAUUUCCAUUUCGUAAAGAUCUUCGCAGCCAUCUAACAAAUACUCUUCUGGAUGGGGAAAUGAUCAUCGACAAGGUUAAUGGACAGGUUGUCCCUCGGUACUUAAUAUAUGACAUUAUUAAAUUUAAUGGACAGCCGGUUGGAGAUUGCGAUUUUAACAUUCGACUCGCAUGUAUAGAAAAAGAGAUAAUAUUUCCACGGCAUGAAAAGAUGAAGACUGGUCUUAUUGACAAAGCUCAGGAGCCGUUCAGUGUUCGAAACAAACCAUUUUUUGACAUUUACACUGCGAGAAAGCUCCUUGAAGGAAACUUUGCUAGAGAAGUCAGCCAUGAAGUGGAUGGACUGAUUUUUCAGCCUACAGGAAAAUACAAGCCUGGCCGAUGUGAUGAUAUCUUGAAAUGGAAGCCACCCAGUCUGAACUCUGUUGAUUUUCGUCUAAAGAUAACAAGAAUUGGUGGAGAAGGGCUACUCACGCAGAAUGUUGGUCUUCUUUAUGUUGGAAACUUUGACAGACCUUUUGCACAAAUUAAGGUGACAAAAGAGCUGAAACAGUAUGACAAUAAAAUUAUAGAGUGCAAGUUUGAAAACAACAGUUGGGUCUUCAUGAGACAGAGAAUAGACAAGAGCUUUCCAAAUGCAUACAGCACUGCCAUGGCUGUGUGUAACAGUAUCCAAAAUCCGGUCACAAAGGAGAUGCUGUUUGAGUUCAUUGACAGGUGUACGGCAGCUUUGCAAGGACAAACGCGCAAGCAUCACCUCGAUCCCGACACUGAGCUCAUGCCACCCCCACCACCCAAGAGGCCGCGUACCAUAACAUAAGGCUUGGUCUCGGCGGACAGCGUGUUUACAGUUGGGCAGAAGGUGAAAGGCGAGUGUGAGGACUGGAAGAAAAAAUAUCUGAAUGGCUGUAAAUACUUAGGUGUGUUUUUUUUCAAAUUCCGCAUCAUGAAUGGACAUUCUUUUGUAACUGAAAAAUUCAACCUUACGUUGUGGUGUCUGAAGAUGAGAUUUCCAAAGGUUUAAACAAAAACAGUACAGUGGAAUCAAUGGAAAGCUGCCUUGUUUAUAUACGGAUCUCUUUUCACCUUUAAUUUAUAAUGUCAGCAGUCUGGAACUGAGAAAACAUUGGAAUGCUGUACUUUUUAGAAGCUGUGUUUAAAAAAAAAAAAAAGUUUUUUUUUAUUAUUGUUAUUCAACUGGUUGGGAUUUGUAAUCCGUAGUAUAAUUUAUCGUAGUUUCCCUGCAUUUCUUGAGACUUGUGUUUAAAAGCAAACAGCAGUGUUGUUUGUGCACUAUGUUGCUUAAAAACAAAGCCUUCUUAGAUUUCACUAAUUUUAAAAUUAGUUGGGUUUUUGUUGUUGAAAUAUUAAAAAAGUGAAUUCUUCUUGUAAAUAGCAUCCAUCCUUUUGAAAGGAAAUGUGCUGGGUAUGUGUGUGUGUGGUUUUUUUUCCCUGUUUGAACCUAACACACCAAAUGUAUAGUGGGCUGAUUCUAGCUUUGGCUUUUAAGUUUCUCUGUAGAUAAGGAAUACACACCAAAUCCUUAGUAUUGAGGUCUCUGUUAUGAGACAGUUUCUAGUACAGGGCUUACUCCUCCGUGGUGAUACCAUUGUAAAUAUUAUUAAAAAGUACACUUCACUGUAAUGUGCAGGAGUAUUAAACAGUACUCAUAACGACGUCUUAGAUCCAGGCACAAAAGGGCAAAAGAAAUGCCAGACAACUCCUGUGUAAAGGAGAAAGUAAUUUCAGUGGAAAAGAGCCAUGUCGCAAGGAAGGUCUCCUGUUUUAGAUAAUUGCAGGACAAAGAUAAAUCAUUUCUGGCAGUGAGUUAGCAUCCCAGGGAAUAGGACGCUCCUCUUCAGAGGUGGGGUAGGCUGUCCUAUGAUAGCGUCCUAAUCCACUGACUGACUGACUUUCUUACCAAAUGAAGAAGCAGAUACCCUGAUGGCUCUUGGUGCAGUGUGCCGACAGUUGUUCAUAGCAUUAAUUUUGAGAAGCUGCACUCUGGUUGUCUAAUGGAGGAGUUGUUCUGAGCUAGGAUUAAUUAGAAGCCAAACUAAUGCAGAUUUUAAAGUUUACUGUACUUUUCACAAGCAGGGAUCUCAUUGUCUGUUUAUAUAGUUUGUCAUGUGUAAGUACAAGUCAUCCACAUGUUCAGGAAUCUGAUUAGUGAACAUCAAUAAUUUGGAGUAAUAACUAAAAUGCAUUUCUAUUAAUUUUGUUUACAAGCAUAAAACUUAUUUAAAUUUCUACAUUUUUUUUUUUCUAUGGGAACUAGACUAUGCUUUGUGGUGGCUUCUCCAGCUGUUUC
This is a messenger RNA of Struthio camelus australis, 3245 nucleotides long. NCBI's taxonomy places the organism in Eukaryota, Metazoa, Chordata, Aves, Struthioniformes, Struthionidae. The record is from RefSeq and is a predicted model, not a curated record.